UUUCCCUUCUUACGGGGAGCUCAUAAUAAAAGUAACUGUAAACUACUUCGUGGAGAGCUUUUAUUUUAAAGGGCUGCCAAUAAAUACUGGAGUCACAAGGUCUCACAAACCUCCCUCAGAAGCUAAGUUUAUGGAGGGAUAGGGAACUUUUUCCUCCUUUGAAUCAGCAGUAUCUUAUUUGUGUUUUGGGAGUACAGUUCCUGGCCUUUAAAAAUGACUCCGUAAAUACUGUAUGUUUAUGAACGUUAUGAGGCAGAUAACAGUCUUGGCAGUCCACUGCCUCUUAAAUCUCUUCUCUGCGACCCUUUUCACACUCAGCAUCUAAAAGGCCGCCGCUCUUUGCUCUAGGAUAUGUACCCAAGGCAUUUACUUCAAAACACCCACGUCUAGAGGAAGAAUUCUUCUGUGUUUUAGGGUAUCAUAUCCCUUUUCCGCAGCACUGCACCUCAGGCUUGGGAUCUGGGUCCGGAGGCACCGGGAAGAGUUCGGUAAAGGAAGCUCAGCUUCCCGCCUUCUGAUUGGUCGGCUCGCACUCCACUCAGGCAGCUCGCUGUUCUGAUUGGCCACCGUGCCCCCCGCCUCGGCUCGCGACUACUUUGUGUGCCCGGCCAGCGCGCUCAGGUCCUGGGUCUCAGCUCGCCGUCUGGGCUGGUGUGAACUAGCUCUUCGGCCCACUGCUCUGCAUCGCGGGCGGCAGGAAUUUCCCGAGUCCGAGCGGAUCACAGCUUUUGCUAAGAGAGCUCUCUUGACACAAGACAACAUGCUCUGUUGCCCUUAUUGAUUAAUUGAACAAAUUCAGUUGAUUAUUUCAGUGACCCAGAUUCAAGCAAUAAUAUCUUUCUUUGGAAAUAUCAUGUGGUUUUGUCAGCAUCUUAUAUUCUAGGAGAAGAAAGCAUAGAGUCCAUGAAGCACAGGACAAUAAGCUUCCUACUCAUACCAGAAGACCUCUCUGAAAGAUUCACCACAGCACUACCAGAGACACUAAUUUGUCUGAAUCAUCAUGUGUUGAAACAGCAGAAGGCUACUACCUUUGUACUAACAGGAAACAGUUAAGAUGUUGGUGAUUCUUUGAGUUCCAGAAAGCUAGGGGAGUGAGUUGAAAAUCUGAAAAUGCGGCCAUGGACUGGUUCCUGGCGUUGGAUUAUGCUCAUUCUUUUUGCCUGGGGGACCUUGCUGUUUUAUAUAGGUGGCCAUUUGGUACGAGAUAAUGACCACCCUGAUCACUCUAGCCGAGAACUGUCCAAGAUUCUGGCAAAGCUUGAACGCUUAAAACAGCAAAAUGAAGAUUUGAGGCGAAUGGCUGAAUCUCUCCGAAUACCAGAAGGCCCUGUUGAUCAGGGGCCAGCUUCUGGAAGGAUUCGUGCAUUAGAAGAGCAGCUUGUGAAGGCCAAAGAGCAAAUUGAAAAUUAUAAGAAACAAACUAGAAAUGGUCUGGGGAAGGAUCAUGAAAUUCUGAGGAGGAGGAUUGAAAAUGGAGCUAAAGAGCUCUGGUUUUUUCUACAAAGUGAAUUGAAGAAAUUAAAGAAUUUAGAAGGAAAUGAACUCCAAAGACAUGUGGAUGAAUUUCUGUCAGAUUUGGGAGAUCAUGAAAGGUCCAUAAUGACGGAUCUAUACUACCUCAGUCAAACAGAUGGAGCAGGUGAUUGGCGGGAAAAAGAGGCCAAAGAUUUGACAGAACUGGUCCAGCGGAGAAUAACAUAUCUUCAGAAUCCCAAGGACUGCAGCAAAGCCAAGAAGCUAGUGUGUAAUAUCAACAAAGGCUGUGGCUACGGCUGUCAACUCCAUCAUGUGGUCUACUGCUUCAUGAUUGCAUAUGGCACCCAGCGAACACUGAUCUUGGAGUCUCAGAAUUGGCGUUAUGCUACUGGUGGGUGGGAAACUGUGUUUAGACCUGUAAGUGAGACCUGCACAGACCGAUAUGGCAUCUCCACAGGACACUGGUCAGGUGAAAUAAAGGACAAAAAUGUUCAGGUGGUGGAGCUCCCCAUUGUGGACAGUCUUCAUCCUCGUCCUCCGUAUUUACCCCUGGCUGUACCAGAAGACCUUGCAGAUCGACUUGUUCGAGUUCAUGGUGACCCUGCAGUGUGGUGGGUGUCGCAGUUUGUCAAAUACUUGAUCCGCCCACAACCUUGGCUGGAAAAGGAGAUAGAAGAGGCCACAAAGAAGCUUGGCUUCAAACAUCCAGUUAUCGGAGUCCAUGUCAGACGCACAGACAAGGUGGGAACAGAAGCUGCCUUCCAUCCCAUUGAGGAGUACAUGGUGCACGUUGAAGAACAUUUUCAGCUUCUCGCUCGCAGGAUGCAAGUGGAUAAAAAAAGAGUGUAUUUGGCCACAGAUGACCCUUCUUUAUUAAAGGAGGCAAAAACAAAGUACCCCAGUUACGAAUUUAUUAGUGAUAACUCUAUCUCUUGGUCAGCUGGACUGCACAAUCGAUACACGGAAAAUUCACUUAGGGGUGUGAUUCUGGAUAUACACUUUCUCUCCCAGGCAGACUUCCUAGUGUGUACUUUUUCAUCCCAGGUCUGUCGAGUCGCUUAUGAAAUCAUGCAAACACUGCAUCCUGAUGCCUCUGCAAACUUCCAUUCUUUGGAUGACAUCUACUAUUUUGGGGGCCAAAAUGCCCACAACCAGAUUGCCAUUUAUCCUCACCAGCCUCGAACUGCAGAUGAAAUUCCCAUGGAACCUGGAGAUAUCAUUGGUGUGGCUGGAAAUCAUUGGGAUGGCUAUUCUAAAGGUGUCAACAGGAAACUGGGAAGGACGGGCUUGUAUCCCUCCUACAAAGUCCGAGAGAAGAUAGAGACAGUCAAGUACCCCACAUAUCCUGAAGCCGAGAAAUAAAGCUUCAGAUGGAGGAGAAGGACAACUAAACUCAGUUCAAACUAUUUGAGCCAAACAGUAGAUGAAGAAGGCCCUGUCCUAACAACACAUUGUUGAUUGAGUAGACACCCCCAGCAUCAGGAGCAGCUGAGAACUGACAGAUGUUUUGUUGGUGAAAUUUCUCUUUAACAAGGGCUACAAUGCCCAAAACCCCUGCACAGUUGAAUAAUGUACUCACAUAUAACCUGCAAGCAGGUGGUUUUCGACUUUGCCUCUUCUUUCAAGAUUAUGUCUCCAUGAGAAAAACACUGCCACAUUGUAAUUUAAGUGACACAGACAUUUGUGUGAGACUUCAAACAUGGUGCCUAUCUCUGAGAGACCUGAUGAGAAGACUUGAAUAGCUCCCCGCUGUGGGGAGGUGGAUUCUUAGCCAGUGGUGGUGAUGCAACCACUGAAUUCACUCCAGUCAGCAGAUUCAGAAUGAGAAUGGAUGUUCUUGUCUGGAAUUUUUUUUAAGUAAUUACAUCAGUUCAUCCACCUCAUCUUUAAUAAGUGAAGGAGAUACACUGAAAUAAAAUAUUCUCAUUCCAUUAGGAACUUUUGUAAAAUGAUGCCAUGAACAGAUUCUUUAGUACUCAAUGUUUCUGGCCAUUCUCUUUGAUAACAAAAAAAUAAAUUUUAAAAAGAAAUUUUGUAAAGUUUCUAGAAUUUUACAUCAUUGGAUGAUGUGGUGGUCAGCUUUAUAAUGGGAAAUCUAUGAUAAAAGGAGGAGUUUUAUA
This is a messenger RNA of Myotis davidii, 3596 nucleotides long. RefSeq names its product fucosyltransferase 8 (alpha (1,6) fucosyltransferase) (gene FUT8). Lineage: Eukaryota; Metazoa; Chordata; Mammalia; Chiroptera; Vespertilionidae. Gene Ontology annotation, biological process: protein N-linked glycosylation. The transcript has 12 exons. Gene Ontology annotation, molecular function: protein binding; glycoprotein 6-alpha-L-fucosyltransferase activity. Gene Ontology annotation, cellular component: Golgi cisterna membrane. The record is from RefSeq and is a predicted model, not a curated record. The coding region runs from base 1111 to 2838 and encodes 575 amino acids.